UUAAGUAAAAAAUGCUGGACCCUAAGACAGCAAAUGAUAGCCAAUUUCGUGGUUAAUUUUUAGCUGUACAUUUAGUCCUUGCAUCAAUGAUUGUGCAACGAUUUUCGGAAGUUAAGAUGGUUGAACCACAGUACAUCAGCUAAGUACCCAAGAGCCACAGUCUCUCCAUCCAACGGUUGGCCAUCGCCCAAACUUUUCUUAAUUUUGAAAAAAAUAAUCCGACGAGGAGUCAUUUUUUGUUGACACAUCAAGUGUAGCCAAACUCCGAACCCAAACUCCGGUGAUGUGAUUUAAAAAUUUACAAUUAACUAUGAUAAAACAAAAAAGAAGCUACUCUAAAGCGACCAGACCAUGUAAGAAUGAUUUAAAUCAUAUCUAAGGGCCCAAGAGCCUUUCGAUGAAAUUCGAACAAGAAACGUUAAGAACUUGGAUUUAAAUAAACUUUCAUUCAAGGGGGAGUUAGUUUGUAAUCAAUUUUGGAGACGCAUCUGAUGCAUGCAUGUAUUUUUUUUCAUGCGAGCCACAGUUUUGAUAAGAACUUUGGUGAAGACUUAUAUAAGGAGAUUGCAACUUCAUUAUUCUGAGUAACUAAACUCAAAUUAGUACAAUACCAUCAUGUCUACCAAAUUAGAAGACUCACACGAGGUUGUGUCUGCCACAGCCACUGAAUCUAGUUUCGAUAAGAAAAUAAUAAGUUCCAAAUAUGCUGAUGUAGCAGUCGAGUUCAUGCAGGCUCAUGACCUGGAAGUGCCCAUAGUAUCACCAGAACAAGAUAAGAAGUUGUCUCGUAAAGUAUUUUGGAGAGUAUUGGGUCUCACCUUCUUGAUCAACAUGAUCAUGUAUAUGGAUAAAGCAACUCUUUCAUAUUCGUCUAUCUCGGGGUUCUGGGAAGCUACUGGAUUGGACCAAAAUAUGUACAACAACGUUAAUACUGUCUUUUAUGUCGGGUUCAUCGUUGGACAGGUUCCAGGAACUUACUUGAUCCAGAAAUACCCUCUCAGUAAGAUGAUGUUUCUCAUUACUUUCUUUUGGUCUAUUAUUAUCUUUUUACAUUGUGCAGCAUACAAUUACGCUGGAGUAAUUGUGUUAAGAUUCUUUCUUGGGUUUUUCGAAUCGGUAGCAAUUCCUAUUCUUACCACCACCAACGGGAUGUUUUUAAGUCAACAUUUCAGAGAAGCUACGCAGCCAAUCUUCUAUGCUUCCUGUAUGGCCUCUCCAAUUCCAAUUGGGUUCAUCAGUUACGGAGUUAUUUAUGCGAAGGCCUCCAUUGGUGAUUACCGUGUAUUGAACAUUAUCAUUGGUGGAUUAACUUUAAUCUUAUCUGCCAUUGUGUACUUUUUGUACCCAGAUAACCCAUUGGAAGCCAAGUUUUUAUCUACUGAAGAAAAGGUUUGGGUCAUUCGUAAGGUUCAAGGAACUUCACAUGCAACUAUCGAACAAAAGCAUUUCAAGAAAGAGCAUGCCGUGGAAGCCUUUAAAGAUUAUAUUUCAUGGCUCAUUUGUGGUUUCUUUUUGUUACAACAAUUGGCAAACAACUUGCCAUACCAACAAACUUUAUUAUAUGAAGAAAUGGGUGGUCUUAGUAAUUUGAACUCUACUCUUGUGACAGUUGCAGGUGCUGGAUUUGCCGUUCUUUGGUCUCUUGCUGCAUGUCUCUUUAUGGUUAUUUUUCCUGGAAGUACCUGUUUGACAAUUAUUUGGACCACAGUACCUUCUUUGGUUGGUUCCAUUGUCGCUGUUUCAUUACCAUUAUCUAAUGCAAUUGGUGAACUUGCUGCCAUUUGUAUGGCAUCUCAAUCGUUUGGUGUUGGUUGGAUUUGUGCCUUUGGUCUUGCUGCUACCACUGCCGGUUCCUCUUACACAAAGAGACUUGUUAGAAACGGUAUGGUUAUGGCUUCAUAUUCCAUCGCCAACAUUAUUUCCCCACAAUUAUGGCAAGGUAGAGAUGCUCCAAAGUAUAUUCCAGCUUGGAUUGUUCAAAUCGUUUUGAGUUUUACCAUUGCUCCAGCAUUGAUUGGGUUGGUAUGGUUCAUUUUGAAGAAGAGAAAUAAUGAGAGAUUGAGAGACAUUAACGAAAAGAAUCAAGUUGGUGUCGUUAGAGAUGACGAAGGAAAUCAAAUCGAGGUUAAUAUCGCAGCCCUUGACCUUACAGACUUGCAAGACAAGACUUUUAUUUACCCAUUAUAGAACACUUCUUAAUAUACUAAUUUACGUCCUACAAUCCUGUACUUAAAUUUCAUAUUCAUUGUACUUUUGUACUUCUCUAAUAUACAUUAAUUCAUUGACUCAUUUGUAUCGUU
This is a messenger RNA of [Candida] anglica, 2300 nucleotides long. Lineage: Eukaryota; Fungi; Ascomycota; Pichiomycetes; Serinales; Debaryomycetaceae. The record is from the annotation of a GenBank genome assembly.